Molecule: messenger RNA, 1827 nt
Organism: Melanotaenia boesemani (Boeseman's rainbowfish)
Lineage: Eukaryota; Metazoa; Chordata; Actinopteri; Atheriniformes; Melanotaeniidae
Product: zona pellucida-like domain-containing protein 1
Exons: 11
Coding region: 21-1220 (399 amino acids)
Cellular component (GO): cell surface
Source: RefSeq, a predicted model, not a curated record
CUACUCAGGUACCAGCAAGAAUGACUCUCAUCCUUUGUCUCCCUCUGCUGGCGCUGCUCCUGCAGCCGUCUUUAUGUCUCUACAACUGCUCAUCUCAGUAUGAGAGGAUCCCAGUCAACUCAGAUCUGAUUGUUAGCUGCGGCACCAGCAUCAUAACCCUGGCGAUCAACUUGUGCACGGCUCAGUGGGCAGGCUUUAAUCCCGCUGAUCUGGCACUCAAUGGGAACCACAACAAUUCGCUGUGCCAAGGUUCUGUUGAUGUCAGUGUAGACCCCCCCGUCAUCCGUUACCAGCUUCAAGUUAAUGACAGUCAGAAUAAUCCCUGUCGCCAGUCUCUGCAGAUUGUGGACGAGGUUCCGGACCCUGCAGGUCCCUUCACAAGCUUCUCAUCUAUCCAGUCAGUAAUCAUCACAGGAUACAUCGACACUCCCAGAGCUGACCAGGGGUUGAUCAGCUAUGCUACAGAUCUCUAUUAUCACUUUUCCUGCCGCUACCCUCUGGAGUAUCUGCUAAACAACACACAGAUUGUUGCUUCCUCAGUGUCUGUGGCAACCAGUGAUAAUAAUGGAACCUUCAUUGAUACACUCAAAAUGAAUGUGUUUAAUGGUUCUGAUUAUAGCUAUCCAUUGGUAGUACCCCCAACAGGACUUGGACUACGAACCAAGGUCUAUGUGGAGGUGAAGGCUGUUAACCUCACAGGAAACUUUCAUGUGCUACUGGAUCAGUGCUUUGCCACUCCCACAUCUUACAACAUGUCUCAAAGUGAGCAGCACAACUUUUUCAUUGGCUGUACAGUAGACCAAAAGACAACCGUGACAAGCAACGGCAUUUCCACUGCUGCCCGGUUUAACUUUGAGGCUUUCCGCUUCAUUCAGCACAGAGACUUAGCCAAGUCCAGCAUCUACCUGCACUGCAUACUAAGACUCUGUGAGCCGAGCAAAUGCCAAGUGCUGCUGUCUGCUUGUAAUGCCAGAAGAAAAAGAGCUUUGACUCCUUUUGGACAAGAAACUGUUGACUCAGCCACUGUCACAGUUGGACCUCUCUAUACUGCACGAGAAGACUCACCAAAUGCAGCUGCCUACAGUACUAACUUGGCACCAGAGAAGAAUGGCGUUGAUGUGACGGGCUUGGUGGUAGGGGUGGUAUUUGGAUCAGCUGCUGCAGCCAUGCUGGUUUUAGGUGGCUGGUUUGUCCUCAAGAAGUAUUAUUGGAUAUACUGAGAUUGAAUUUUCUCUGCUUCAUCACUUUUUAUCACAUUGUAUAUUCAGGUGUAUUUCAAAAGCAUUAAAUCUGACAAUAUUGUGAUUUCUUGGCGAUAAUCAAAUGCUCUUAGCAAAGUACCAUGGAAACCAAAUAAAUACUGUGGGAGCUUUUGUAACUUUUUCUCUUUAAACUUCUGAAUCCAGUAGUUUCCUAUCGGUUAUGAAGGAGUAAAAAAAACUGAACUGUGGAAAAACAAAUAUUGAUUAUGUAAGCUGUUAAAAUUAAACAAAUUAAUUUAGCUUUUUCUGCCUGUAUUAUGUUUGUAAACCUGCCUCCUGUAUGUUUUUUCUGCAAUCAUAUACACAGAAAUUUUGUACAGAGUUUCAGCUGUUAUAAGAAUUUUUGGGCAACUUCAAAUAUGGAGUGUCUGUCUAUAAUAAAGAUGAAUGAAAAGGAAAAUCUGAAUUUUUUUCCCCCUUGACUGUUGCAUAUUACAUAAAACUAUUAAAAAGUACUGACAAUACACAAACUAUUAUCAAAAAAACUUUACUAUUCACAGACAGAAUGUUUUUACAAAGCACAGAAAACAGACACUGACAACUACUCACCUUUUCACAAACUGAA